AUGACUGAUGUCUCGCUUCGACCCUUAACAACUCAUAAAUCGCAUCGUCACUCGCACAAUACGGGAGUGCUGGAGUGUCAAACUAUUUUGCAAGGGAGAUUCAGAUUGAAUGGUCUGCUGGGAAAAGGAGGAUUUGGAGAGGUAUACGCCGGUGUGACGGUUUCCACGGGUGAAGAAGUGGCAGUGAAGAUUGCACCAAAUAGAAAACGUCAUGUUUUGGCUCAUGAAGCGGAUGUCAUGCGUUCCAUACAAAGUGCUGUUGGUAAUGCAGAUCCGCCAGGUAUACCCACACUGAAAUUCUUUGGUCAUGAUGGUGAUAACACUAUUCUCGUCAUGAGUGUUCACGGGCCGUCAUUGGAGAAGCUCCGCUCUGAGAUGGGAAGGCUUUCCCUCAAAACAGUAGUUAUGCUUGGUAUGGAAAUGAUUGACAGAAUACAGUUCUUUCACUCCACUGGAUUUAUACACCGCGAUAUUAAACCAGGAAACUUCCUCAUGGGCGUUGGAAAGCACGCGCAUGAAGUGUAUUUGAUUGAUUUUGGUCUCAGUACCCGUCACAGUCAUUCCGGUGCUUGGCAUCGUGGAAGACCGACUGCAAGCAAGUUUGUUGGCACAUCAUGGUUUGCAUCCCUUCGCACUCAUCAGGGUUACGCACAGAGCCGCCGAGAUGAUUUGGAGCAGUUGGUUUAUUCACUAAUUUAUCUCCACCGCGGAAAAUUGCCUUGGACGGAGUUACGGCACACUGACCGAACUGAAAGGACACGGGCUAUUGCAGCGGCGAAAGAAAAUCUCUCUACCGCACAAAUAUGUGUGUGUUGCCCCCCUCAGUUUGAAGUGCUUCUCACAUAUGUACAGAAGCUUAAGUUUGAUGAAAUACCGCGAUAUGAAAUGUGUAGGAAUAUCAUUUGGUCUAUUCUCCAUCCAUCAUCUGCAGGUCCGAAACCGAGUUUAACGUAUGAAUGGCUCACACCAGAGCGGGAAUGCGAGACACCAAAGUGCGUGUUUCCGGCUCUGAGGGGAUCAGAAACGAAACAUGGAACUAAAAACGAUGAAGUGGCAAGAAACGAUAGUGAAGCAAAGAAAAGUUUGAGGAGACGAAUGCCCACAGCGAGUUCUACAUCUCAUACCGCCGGAAAGGGAUGA
Trypanosoma brucei brucei TREU927 is the source of this 1140-nucleotide messenger RNA. Its product is annotated as protein kinase, putative. Gene Ontology annotation, biological process: endocytosis; signal transduction; peptidyl-serine phosphorylation. Lineage: Eukaryota; Euglenozoa; Kinetoplastea; Trypanosomatida; Trypanosomatidae. Gene Ontology annotation, molecular function: protein serine/threonine kinase activity; ATP binding. The record is from RefSeq and is a predicted model, not a curated record. Gene Ontology annotation, cellular component: nucleus; cytoplasm. The coding region runs from base 1 to 1140 and encodes 379 amino acids. The transcript has a single exon.